UCCUGGAGCUCCAGCUUGGCCUCUAUUCAGUCACGUGACCGACCACCGCGCUAAGACUGCUGAUGUGAACCAUCCAACUUCCUUCGCCGCAGAACGACUUUGCUCGUGGCUGACACUCGCUCCCAUCUUCGUGUUUCCGGGUUUCGUCUGGGAUCAGGUAGAGAUCUGAAACCCGGAUCACCUCGAUCAUUCAUUCAGAACGGUCAGCAAGAUGACGGAUUCAGUGAUGCUGCAGUCAGCGGUGCGCUUGCCUACUCCGCCGCCCGGCACGUCGUACUCGCCGCAGCCUUCAGGGUCGCGAAAGCGUUCGCCUCCUUCACGGUCGCCUUCGCCAAAUCGUCGUCGGUCCCCUCCAGCUGGGCCCGCGAGGGACGAGGCAGAUCUUCCCCCAGUCGAUCAGGAGCGCGCGAUCGAGAGACAGCGGCAGCUGGCCGAACGACUUCGUCAGCAUGAAAAGCGCGAGCCUGCGCGCAAACCGAUGACAGAGGAGGAGAAACAGGCUGCGGCAAAGGCGGAAUAUGAGAAACUGUUGAACAUGCGCUCCGGAGGAACCUAUAUCCCUCCAGCUCGGCUGCGCGCGCUCCAAGCGCAGAUCACCGAUAAAACGAGCAAGGAGUAUCAGCGAAUGGCAUGGGAGGCCUUGAAGAAGUCUAUCAAUGGUCUUAUCAACAAGGUCAAUGUCUCGAACAUCAAGCAUAUCGUGCCGGAACUGUUUGGAGAGAACCUGAUCCGUGGCCGUGGUCUUUUCUGCCGGAGCAUCAUGAAAGCACAAGCAGCCAGUCUGCCCUUCACGCCUAUCUACGCUGCGAUGGCUGCAAUCGUGAACACGAAAUUGCCACAGGUCGGAGAACUUCUGCUGAGCCGGUUGAUCGUCCAGUUUCGAAAGGCGUUCAAGCGUAAUGAUAAAGCAGUCUGUAUCUCGUCUACCACCUUUAUCGCCCAUCUCUGCAAUCAGCAGGUCGCCCACGAGAUGCUCGCGGCCCAAAUUCUCCUACUUCUUCUACAUAAGCCUACAGAUGACAGUGUGGAGAUUGCCGUGGGCCUGACCAGGGAAGUGGGCCAACAUCUGGAAGAGAUGAGCCAGCCGAUCGCACUGGCGGUGUUUGACCAGUUCCGGAAUAUCUUGCACGAGGCAGAUAUCGAUAAGAGAGUCCAGUACAUGAUUGAGGUGCUGUUCCAGGUUCGUAAGGACAGGUACAAGGACAACCCCGCCAUCAGGGAAGAGCUGGACCUCGUCGAAGAAGAAGAUCAGAUCACACAUCGGAUUGGUCUAGAUGACGAGAUAGACACGCAGGAUGGUCUCAACAUCUUCAAAUACGAUGCGCAGUGGGAGGAACACGAAGAGGCCUACCGGAGGCUCAAAGCCGAAAUCUUGGGAGAAGGAAGCAGUGACGAAGAGGACGGAUACGAGACUGAUGACAGUUCAGAGGAAGAAGAGGAUGAGGAGCAGAAGCAGAUGGACAUCAAAGAUCAGAGCAAUACUGAUCUGGUGAACCUGCGUCGCACGAUCUACUUGACCAUCAUGUCGAGUAUCGACUUCGAAGAAUGCUGUCACAAGCUGAUGAAGAUCUCUCUUCCGCCCGGGCAGGAGCCUGAGCUGCCCUCUAUGACCAUCGAAUGUUGUUCACAGGAGCGCACGUACUCGAAGUUCUAUGGUCUGAUCGGAGAGAGAUUUGCGAAGCUCAACCGUCUCUGGUGUGAUCUCUUCGAGGCCGCAUUCGCCAAGUACUACGAGACUAUUCAUCGCUACGAAACGAAUCGGCUGCGUAACAUUGCUCGCUUCUUUGGCCAUAUGCUGAGCACAGAUGCUAUUGGGUGGCAUGUUCUGUCCAUCGUCCACUUGAAUGAGGAGGAAACAACAUCCAGCAGCCGUAUCUUCAUCAAGAUUCUCUUCCAGGAUCUUGCAGAGAGCUUGGGUCUGCCGAAGCUACGAGAGCGGUUCCAGGAUGAGAUCCUGCGACCCAGCUUCGAAGGAAUAUUCCCGACGGACAACCCACGCAACACCCGUUUCUCCAUCAAUUACUUCACCAGCAUCGGUAUGGGUGCACUGACCGAAGAGAUGCGUGAGCAUCUCAAGAACCUCCCCAAACCUACUCUGCCUACUCUCCCCCCACCUAGAGAGGAGUCGGACGCUGAGUCAGUCAGCUCAUAUUCGAGCUAUUCAUCGUACACGGGCUCCUCCCGCUCUCGCUCUCGCUCUCGAUCCAUAUCUCGUGACCGUCGCCGCGGACGUUCUGUCAGUCGGGGACGGUCUUACAGUCGCUCCAUCUCGGCCUCAAGGUCAGGAAGUUAUACACCAUCGCGCUCUCGAUCGCCAGUGUCUCGCUCUCGACGUCGCGCGGGCUCGUACAGCCGUUCCCCAACACCUGUUCGCCGCAGAGCGAGAUCAGACUCUCGUACACCUCCAAGGAAGUCCGCGGCACCGAGGCGGGGACGGGAUAGGUCUUACGACUCAAGAAGCUCGGUCAGCAGAAGUCCUAGUCCGUACCAAUCGCGAAAAGACCGACGCUCGCCAUCUCGAUCGGUCACGCCGCCUCGACGACGCGAUUCUUACGCUAAGAGGGCCCGAAGCUACUCUAGAUCGCCCUCUCGCUCAGUUUCUCCUCCGCCCCGCCGCGCAGCAGCACCACGUGGACGGCGAUACUCGGAUUCUGUAUCCCCUCCGCCACGUAGACGCGGAGGCAGGAGUGUAUCCGCUUCGCGCUCACCGCCUCCUCGACGUGGAGGCCGGAGCACCCGGGAUCGCAGUUUGAGCAGAAGCAUCAGUCGGUCCGUGUCACGCACGCCGAGUCCUCCACUGAACAAGGGACGACGUGUAUCUUUGAAUGUCACACGGUCCAUCUCUCCGGCUCCUGGUCGACGACGCUCACUAUCAAGAUCACCACGUCGCGUUGCGCCAGCGGGUCAACGUCGGGACUAAGUGCCCAAAGGAAUAUUGAGAUCGCAUAACCAUUUGAAACCGCUCACAAAAAAAAAAUGGAUACCGAAGCCUUCGUCUAUACCCAUAGGACAGCACAAAGGGCGUAUGCAAAGGGGGAUACCGGGAAGACCGCAAAUAGUUCAAAAAUCAUCUACUCACAUGUUUCUUCUCACUGGGAAUGAAUGGAAAGGAAGUUCACAAAGGUGUUUCUGUCAUUGUUUGGGAGUUUUCUAUCUUUUACUUUCU
Messenger RNA from Paecilomyces variotii, 3166 nucleotides. RefSeq lists its product as hypothetical. The transcript has a single exon. Gene Ontology annotation, cellular component: catalytic step 2 spliceosome. Gene Ontology annotation, molecular function: RNA binding; protein binding. The coding region runs from base 212 to 2920 and encodes 902 amino acids. Gene Ontology annotation, biological process: mRNA splicing, via spliceosome. Lineage: Eukaryota; Fungi; Ascomycota; Eurotiomycetes; Eurotiales; Thermoascaceae. The record is from RefSeq and is a predicted model, not a curated record.